AUGGACUUUGGCAACAUAAUUCAAGAAAAACUCAUUUAAUAGAUACUUGAAAAAGAGAUCUGUAAUUCAAAUGAUCUUAAUUAAUACUUUUUUAGUGAGUUAGCAACUAAAAUAUCUAGUUCUGGAGAGAAGAAAAAAAGGAUAAUUUUCCUUACACAUAACUCUUUUUUUGUACUCUAAGACCUUUGUAGCUAUAAACACAUUUAGAGAUUUAAUAUCCCAGAUAUCAAUAAAAUAACAAUUCAUUCAGAUUAUCGAAACGUGUGCUCCAUCAUAUUAAGAAAUAGCUUUUAAUUAAACUUAUAAAUAAAUCAUUUUAAUGAAUUUAUAAAAUUUAUUCAAAGUAUUUUUAAUUGUGUCUUAAAAACUUUUGUUCCAAUAAUCUAUAAGUAGAAGUAAAAAACGAAUGAAGAACCCAAAAUUGAUGAUAAAAAUAGCGCACAAUAAAAAAUAUAAUCUUUUUUAAGCAGCUAAAAAGAAUAAUUUUACAUUAAAAUUGAGAUUAUAUCAAAUAAUAAUUCGCAAAGUGAUUCUAUAAUUUUAGGGUUACUAUAAUUCUUUUAAAAAGAUAUUUAAAUUACUGGAUUGGAGAAGUGUUAAGAAUUAAAGAGAUUUACAUAAGUAGUAUUAUUAAAUUAAAAUCUAGAAUAAUAAUACUUUAUUUUUUAAUCAAUAAGAAAUCCAGACCUAAUCUUUCAUAUAAAAUUAUUAGUAGACUCAGAUUUUCCUCUUUUUGUAAACAAAUUAUAAGAUAUAAAAAAUAAUUUAAUUAAAUGA
Tetrahymena thermophila SB210 is the source of this 777-nucleotide messenger RNA. RefSeq lists its product as hypothetical. The record is from RefSeq and is a predicted model, not a curated record. NCBI's taxonomy places the organism in Eukaryota, Ciliophora, Oligohymenophorea, Hymenostomatida, Tetrahymenidae. The transcript has a single exon.